Molecule: messenger RNA, 1622 nt
Organism: Physella acuta
Lineage: Eukaryota; Metazoa; Mollusca; Gastropoda; Physidae
Product: inositol polyphosphate multikinase-like
Biological process (GO): inositol phosphate biosynthetic process
Cellular component (GO): cytoplasm; nucleus
Molecular function (GO): inositol tetrakisphosphate kinase activity; inositol-1,4,5-trisphosphate 3-kinase activity
Source: RefSeq, a predicted model, not a curated record
ACACAUAAACCCAAUAAACAUUAGAACUAGAUUAUACUAUACAUUACUUUAAAAAAUUCCUCAACGAAACGUCUGUGCAAACUUUUACGAGACGGGAAUCUUGUAAGAAAUGUCAGUUGAAGAUGGCAGCCAGUAUGAGAAGGGUAACAGCAAGUCUAGCUGUUCCUCCGAUAAAAAAACUGGCAGUAGUGAAGAUGAUAGAAAACCAGAAGCUAACUCUGUUGAUGUUUCAACUUGGAAAAGGCUAGAAACUCAAGUUGGUGGGCAUUUAUUUGCACACGGAGACCACAAGCAGCAGAAACCAGGAAUGGUUGAUCUAGGUAAUGGAUUUGUGUUGAAAGCCUUACAAAAUCCACCUCGGGGCUUAAGAGAACUAAACUUUUAUCAGAAAGUUUUUGAUCCAGACUGUACAGACCCAGAUUUGUUGGAGCUUCAGAAGUUUCUCCCUUCAUUUGAUGGAGUUCAUGAGGAGAAUGGAGUGAAGUUUUUGAAGCUGGCCAACUUGACAUCAGGUUUCAAACACCCUUGUGUGAUAGAUCUUAAGAUGGGAAAAGUGACCUAUGACCAAGAAGCAACCCCUGAAAAAAUUGCCCAGGAAAUCGCAAAGUAUCCACCAUUAAAAAAUAUUGGCUAUCAAAUCACAGGGAUGAUGAUGUAUGAUGCCAAAACAAAAUCAAAUGAGAAGUAUGAUAAGCAGUUUAAUAACAAACUUAAUGAGGAAACUAUGGUAACUGAAGGUCUAGGAAAGUUCUUCAGGAUGGAUAAGAGUGAGCCAAGAAAAGAUGCCAUACAGCCCAUCCUAUCCAAGCUAAUCAAACUGGAGUCCUGGUUCUUAAAACAAACGAAAUUCACAUUUGUUGCCAGUUCCAUCUUCAUGGUUUAUGAAGGUGCCAAAUUUAUUAAAGCUAAACCCUCAAGAUCCACCCAGUCUAAUACCACAAAGAAUAUCAAUGAUAACAAUGAUAAUACAAUUGUUGUUGACGAGCCUUGUAAGACGUCAUCCUCAAACCAGCUGAAAAGAAUCAACAGUGAUGGUAUACUCUGUGAUGUUGAAACUAAAAGAUCCAAGCUAUCUGAUGACGAUUUGAUUACAGAAACAAUCAUAAACUCCACAGAGAAGAAAAUUGCUGAAGUCCAUCUCAUUGACUUUGCCCAUGUUUUUCCUACGAAGGAUACAGACCAUAAUUUUCUCUUUGGUUUGCAAAACUUAAUCAAGGGGUUACAGAAUCUUUUAAAAUAGUUUAGCUUAAUCAAAAAUAUUUUUAACUUACUAGCCAAAAUAAUAGUCUAUAUUAUUAACCUUAAGUGUGUAUAGAUUUCUGCAGAAGACACUUAGGUAUGCUUAAGUACGUAUAGAUAUCUACAGCAAGAAAGAUGAUAAGACUCAGGAAAUUUCUUGUAUUAUAGCUGUGUAUGCUAAAUAUUUAUUCAACACUGCUCUUAAAAAAUUUAUUCAUUUUAAGAUUUUGAAAUAUUCUGAUGUAUUAAAGAAAUGAGAUUGUACUAUAUGAAAUAUUUCAAUAUAUUUUAAAAUUGUAAAUUUCAAAGUUUAUAGUAUUAUUUAUCAUCUUUAUUCUAAUAAAUGGUGAUUAGUUCUCUUUAUUGAAAUAGAUCUUAUAGCU